This is a messenger RNA of Acanthaster planci (crown-of-thorns starfish), 3935 nucleotides long. RefSeq lists its product as uncharacterized. Lineage: Eukaryota; Metazoa; Echinodermata; Asteroidea; Valvatida; Acanthasteridae. The record is from RefSeq and is a predicted model, not a curated record. Gene Ontology annotation, biological process: proteolysis; regulation of apoptotic process. Gene Ontology annotation, molecular function: cysteine-type endopeptidase activity.
CGUCACCUCCACUGAUGGGAACUGCGCCGCAAUCACUGUCAUUCUGUGCACGUAACGAUAGACUUCGGAAGUUUGGGGAAUUCCAGACAAUUUGUGUGUAGGCCUACAUGACUGAGACUGUGAACUUACAUUGAAAGGUUUGGUAUCCGUCGCAACUAUUUUGAGUAUCAGAUUUGGGAGUUGCCAUGGAGAAGCAUCAUAAGGAAGCGCUUCGUAAAAACCGCGUGGCCCUGGUGCAGGAUAUGAAUUUGACUUAUGUCUUCGAUGCACUUGUUGAGAGGAACAUCUUUGAACCUGCUGACUAUGAAGACUUCAAGGAGGAGGGAAAGACGAGUCGCAAGAUCAACCAGGUUUUCCUAAAUGCCUUGGAGAGGCGCGGACCCCGUGCCUUCGACGCUUUUGUGGAUUCGCUAAGGGAACACAAGCAAGGUAUUCUGGCUGACAUACUGGACCCAGCCUCGGCGCCCAAGUAUCCGGCCCAGAUUAAGUCCAGGCCGGGGAGGGUGGUGGACAACCCCACGGACUCCCUCACGGGACCCCAGGGGGACUCCAAGUUCGAGCCCAUGGAUACUCAACCUGCCAAAUCAGUCAUCACUUCUCCGACAGACGAUCAACCGAAGGUCAUUUGGCCAGGCAACAGCCCUGCAUUAGUAACCGGUAUGGAGAUGCCAGCAUCCCCUAUACCCCCUGCCAAUCAAGAUGCCUCCGAUAUUGACAACGUCUAUCAGAUGAAGUCAAAACCACGAGGGAUUGCUAUCAUCAUCAACAACAAACACUUCAGGACGAUGAACACCAGGAAGGGAACUGACAUUGACGGCAAGAACCUGAACUACGUGUUUGAAAAGCUUGGAUUCACAACUCUUGUCAAGAAUGACCAAACUGGGGAGCAAAUGCAACAGAUCUUUCGGGAUACUGCCUCCCACAACCACUCCACCUUUGACUGCUUCAUCCUAGCCAUCUUGACCCACGGUGUAGAGGGUGCUAUAUACGGCACUGACGAGCGAAUCGUCAAGAUCGAGCACAUCACGUCGUACUUUGAAGGUGGCCGGUGCCCCACGUUGGCGGGAAAACCCAAGCUUUUCUUCCUUCAGGCUUGCAGAGGGGAACGAUUUGAUAGUGGCCAUGAAGCCACAGAUUCCAAGGCGGUUGCCCCGAGUGACGCCGAUGCCACGCAAGACUCCAUAGCGCCCUUGAGUGACGAGGAACUGGCCCAGAGGAUGCUGCAGCGCGAGUUAGAAGAUGACACAGAUGCAUCCAACGCCAUCCGAUCCAAGCUGCCCAGCCAGAGCGACAUGCUGCUGGCCUACGCAACGGUGCCAGGGUUUGUGUCAUGGCGUAACUCAGAGCGCGGGAGUUGGUUUGUGCAAGCUAUGUCGGAAGUCUUUAUGGAGCAUGCUCCCAAAGAGGACCUGCUGUCGAUGAUGACGAUAGUUAAUAACAAAGUUGCUCUGGCCUUUGAGUCGUCUUCCGGACGCAACAAGCAAAUCCCAGCUCCCGUGACGAUGCUGCGGAAGAAGCUCUACUUCAACCCGGGACAUUAAGGGCAGUAGAACACCACACUAAAAACACAAUAAAAAGUCCAAGAUUUUUUCUGGGGUGAAACUUAAGUUGUUCCCGCAUUUUGCCAUGACCUUACAACCUCGGGCCAAUUUGAAGAAGACACUGAGGAAUUUGCUAAGCCUUGGAAAUAUUUACUUAGCCAAAAUGGGUUACCAAUCACAAUGACGCAGGAUUUAUAUUGUCCGUGACUGGUUCCCAGCGCAGUGUUUUCAGUUAAGCAGCUCCUUCAUAUUGGGCUCAGGUGGUAAGUCCUACCAGAGGGCGAAGCUUACAAUUAACUGGGGAGGGGGGUGUCAAUGCAAAAAAAGUCUGCACUUUCAAAAGUAUCCAACAGAAUGUGAGUAUGUUUAUUAAGCUUUCGCGUCUAACCAGUAGUCUAUUCCUAUGGCUGUUCCGGUUCCAAAGUUAUAAAAUUUAGGAGAUUGAUGACUGCCUACCCUCGUCUCCCGAAGACCCUCAACACUAACCUCUGUAGUUUGGCCAUUGCCAGGUUAUUUCAAGUGUGUCAUCACAAUCAUAUUUGUUUUCUGAUUAGCGACUCUGGUUUUUUUCAGACGAAAUAAGAGCAUUGUUCCCAUGACAACUAAAAAAUACUCCCUGGCCUGGCCAUUGUUAUUAUUUGUCACGAAUUGCAAGACCAAAAGAUCCUGAGUGACACAAGAAUUUCACAUAACGACAGAAGUUUGUGUUUAGGAUCUCGUCUCCUUAGAGCGAGAAUGCUGUUUUUUCUUUGUUUAACAGUAGCACAAUUAACCUGAGUGAGCAGAUACAUACACGUAGUGUCAGUAUCUUGUAUAUUGUAGAGUUGAAGCGUUAUUCAGCGAUGUUAUUGCAUUUAUCUGUGACCCAGGUUUGCAAGAGCAUGAGAUGCAGGCUUAAGCAGUUGAAACAUUUCUCUCUUGGGUUAUCACUGGGGGAAAGGCAAUAUGAACCAAUGCUAGAUCUGUCUAAAAAAGUCUAGCCUAGCAAGUUUUUUUUUCUUUUGCUCAAACGGAGGACUGCCGCUUGAAGGCGUGGCUGAGGAUUUGAAACUGAACAUCUCAUCUCCUGCUCUGUUUAGUUUACUGCACAGACUUAGGGAAAGUUAUUUUCGUCAGGAAUGGGCCUCCCCAUACCCCACAACUGGUUAGUUUUGCCUGUAACAAUGCAGAAUAAUGAGGGGCACGGACGAUUUGAAUAGCAAACUUUUUCGAGGCAAACUCCAACCGUUCACAGUCCCCUUCACUUCCAGUUUAUAGUUUGGAAGGUAUUUUUAGGUCAUUCAAAGGUGACCGUUUGGUUAUUUGCUGAAUAAAAGUGAGACUUCAGAAACUGAUUUAUGGUUUUUUAACUGUUGCAUAUUUGCUUUGCAAACUUUCGACUGACGAACAGUUGCAGAGGUUGAAAAACACAGUUUUGUGAAAUUUUGGUGAUGUUGAAAUUAUUUAAUUUUAAACAGUGGGAAAAGAUUUCCUAAAAUUGCCAUAUCACAACUGAAGUUAGAGGCCUUCACACAACCCUACGACAUUGAUUUUAAAUUGUGGAGAAAGAAAUAGUUUUGUUAUGUUUUCAGCCUCAAAUCUGAGCUCUGGCGGAAAGCGUAGGGCCGAGUGUUCGGUCUCAUUUUUCAUGUCUGGGAGAAUUUGUUUGUUUGGCUUGGAAAGGCUCUUGGCUCCUUGUUACUGCAGAAACGCACGUAUGCCAUAACCAGUAAUUUACAGCCACGGUUGCCACUCUGACAGGUUCGUUGUCUUCCGGUUAGCCCGACCUGUAACUCAAGUGCAGGUCAAGUAAAGGUCACAGGUAAAAGGUCACAUGUAUGUCGACGUGUUCGGCUGAGGGUACCUGCGGGUGGGACAUGUUGAACCCUCGUUCUGUUAUAGCAGGUCAUUAAUUUAAAUGCAAAUGUUAAAGUGUCAUGGAAGUGGAAGCAGAGAAAGAGAUGAAGACUGUACAUUAGUAAAAGUGCAAGGAAGUAAGUUUGAGAGUGGCGACAGUGACAAAGACAAGAUUAUUUCUGUUAUUUACUUCAGAAGGAAAGCAAUUCUGGUGUGUGGGAGAAGGAUGGUUUAUGAAUUCAUGCGUGCCAGAUCGAGGCAAAAGAAUGUUCCACCAUCGACCGAAUUUCCUUUCAUUUUAUCAGCGAACAAAAGAUUCAUUAUAUAUGUGAAAUGUAAUCUAAAUGUAGUAAUUAUAUAAAUGUGAUUUCCACGUUAAGUGUUUUGGUUGUCUGAAGUAUUGUAAAAACCUGAGACCGAGAUCUGACGGCGGAGGUCGAGACCAAGUCCUUAGGGUCCAAAGGUGGGACUUGGACCUCAUGGGGGCGAGAACCGAGACCAUGGCCCCAGACAAAUCGGACAGUGGUGAAAAAUAAAACAUUGCAAAAACAAUGUAAA